AGGUGGAGCAGUUGCAAAAACCAGGGACACAGCUGCGACCUCUCCCCGGCGUGAACCGAGUAGUGGAGGGGCUCUUGGCACCUUCCCAGCCUGCGCCCAGAUGCUGCGCGCCCUGACCAGCGCCCUGCGCCUUCCAGGCCCCUGGAGACCCCUUCGCACCCGUGGCUGCGCCUCCCAUGGAGCUACUGGGGACCCGGAGAUCCAAGUGCGCGCCCUGACCGGCGGAGACCAAGGAAUCACUGAGAUUCUGAUGAACAGACCGAGUGCCCGCAAUGCUUUGGGGAACGUCUUGGUCAGCCAGCUGCUGGAAGCUCUGGCCCAGCUGCAGGAGGACCAGCAAGUGCGUGUUCUGCUCUUCAGAAGUGGAGUGAAGGGUGUGUUCUGUGCAGGUGCAGACCUGAAGGAGCGGGAGCAGAUGAGUGAGGCAGAAGUGGGGAUCUUUGUCCAGCGGCUUCGAGGCCUGAUGAAUGAGAUUGCAGCCUUCCCUGCGCCCACGAUUGCAGCUAUGGACGGGUUUGCCUUGGGUGGAGGCCUGGAACUUGCCCUGGCCUGUGACCUCCGAGUGGCAGCAGCUUCCUCAGCCGUCAUGGGACUGAUCGAGACCACCCGAGGGCUCCUCCCUGGAGCAGGAGGGACUCAGAGGCUGCCUCGAUGCCUGGGAGUGGCCCUGGCAAAGGAGCUCAUCUUCACAGGCCGAAGACUGAGUGGUGCACAGGCCCAAGCCCUGGGGCUGGUGAAUCACGCUGUUUCCCAGAAUGAGGAGGGCAACGCCGCCUACCAUCGGGCACUGGAAUUGGCCCAGGAGAUCCUGCCCCAGGCACCCAUUGCUGUGCGGCUAGGCAAAGUAGCCAUUGAUAGAGGAAUGGAGGUGGACAUCGCAUCAGGGAUGGCCAUUGAAGGCAUAUGCUAUGCCCAGAACAUCCCCACCCAGGACCGCCUGGAGGGCAUGGCAGCCUUCAGGGAGAAGCGGCCCCCCAGAUUUGUUGGCAAGUGACUCCCAUUUAACUAUAAGUAUGGGAGAUGCCUGCUUCCAGGGCAGGAUCCAGAAGGAAAAUUUGCAGAGUGACUGUUCAUCAUUUCACCUCUCCGGGCUUCAGUCUCCUCACAAGGACAAGGAUAGAUAUAAAACAA
Molecule: messenger RNA, 1131 nt
Organism: Lontra canadensis (Northern American river otter)
Lineage: Eukaryota; Metazoa; Chordata; Mammalia; Carnivora; Mustelidae
Gene: ECHDC2
Product: enoyl-CoA hydratase domain containing 2
Exons: 10
Coding region: 101-994 (297 amino acids)
Biological process (GO): fatty acid beta-oxidation
Cellular component (GO): mitochondrion
Molecular function (GO): enoyl-CoA hydratase activity
Source: RefSeq, a predicted model, not a curated record